Miscanthus lutarioriparius is the source of this 567-nucleotide messenger RNA. Lineage: Eukaryota; Viridiplantae; Streptophyta; Magnoliopsida; Poales; Poaceae. The record is from the annotation of a GenBank genome assembly.
AUGCGGGUACAUAUACCCGCCGGUCCCCUUGCUCAGGUUGCUGUGCGGCGCCGCUGCUGCUUCCAUGGGGGUGCUCGCGUGAGGUCCUCAACCGGGGAGGGCGGGAGCGAGGCCGGAGACGGGAGCGGGGGCGGCGAGGGCGCCGGUGCCGCGGCGUCUUGGCUGAGCUCGGCGGUGGGAGAGAAAGUGGACGAAAUUCUGCGCCGCGAAGAGAACCGGGCCCUGCUCGAGGGCGUCGAGGACGCCGAGCGCCGCGUUGAGCGCGCGCGCGCCGCGCUCGCCGACAUCGAGCGCCAGGAGACCGCCGAGCGCCUCGCCCGUGAGGAGGUCCGCCGCCUCGAGAAGCGGCGCGAUGAGAUUGCAGAGUCCCAGCGGGAAUUGCUUCAAGCAAGAGAAAUGAUUGAUGAAGCUCAGCGUUCUUUGUCUUCUAGUCUUGAGGAAGAAAGCUUUGGAGAUAUGUCAAGUGGUGAUGUUGAUGAAGAUAGCGAGAGAAUAGAAUCCGUAACAGCUGCUGCAGUUUCCUCUAUAGUUGGUGCCCUGGCUACAGUGGCGGAGCGUGGGGAUUAA